This is a messenger RNA of Vanrija pseudolonga, 770 nucleotides long. RefSeq names its product Protein sym1. The coding region runs from base 36 to 650 and encodes 204 amino acids. The record is from RefSeq and is a predicted model, not a curated record. The transcript is spliced from 8 exons. Gene Ontology annotation, cellular component: membrane; cytoplasm. Lineage: Eukaryota; Fungi; Basidiomycota; Tremellomycetes; Trichosporonales; Trichosporonaceae.
CUCUGGCAUUGAUUGACAUUGUCGCAACUCGCACCAUGCCAGUCCCAGCAGCCGCGAGCCGCCUCACGGCGGUGUACAACCGACACUUUGACACGCACCCGCUCCUAACACUGACCGCGACGAAUGGGCUCCUGUCGUCCAUCUCGGAUUUGGUGGCACAAGGCCUCGGCAUGGCGCUCGCAGAGAAGGACGACCGGCCGGCGUACGACCCCGCAAGGACGGCGCGCUUCGCAGUCUUUGGGCUCGGCAUGGGCCCGGUCGUAGGCCAGUGGCUCCGCUUCCUCGAGUUCUCGGUGCCCAUGCGCGCGGGCCACGCGGUGCAAGUGACGGUCAAGCGCGUCCUGCUCGACCAGUUUGUGUUCGCGCCCGUGGGACUCACGCUCUUCGUGGGCAGCAUGGGCAUCAUGGAGGGCAAGAGCCGCGCGCACAUCAAGCAAAAGUUUGACGACGUCUACUGGACCGCGCUCAAGGCAAACUGGAAGGUAUGGCCUGCUAUCCAGGCGGCCAACCUCGGCAUCGUGCCGCUGCGGUACAGGCUGCCCUUCCAGCAGACGUGCGGUAUCUUGUGGAACACGUAUCUCAGCCUCCUCAAUGCCAAGCAAACGCAGGGAAAGGACGUCGCGCAUGUACCCGCUGUGGCGGGGUCGUAGACGACCCCAGCCAACACCCCCAUAGACGCCACAGCCACUCACAUCAUCUCAUGUAGCACACCCAUCAGUCCAAUCACAUCCGCCGUCGCCGCCACAACACCCCUCCCCCGCAUUGUAUAC